Molecule: messenger RNA, 702 nt
Organism: Helianthus annuus (common sunflower)
Lineage: Eukaryota; Viridiplantae; Streptophyta; Magnoliopsida; Asterales; Asteraceae
Exons: 1
Coding region: 1-702 (233 amino acids)
Source: RefSeq, a predicted model, not a curated record
AUGAACCGCGUGUGCAAGCCCUACCUUGACAAAUUCGUGAUAGUGUUUAUCGACGAUAUAUUGAUAUAUUCACGAAACAAGGACGAACACGAGCACCAUCUUAGAACUAUUCUUCAGUUGUUGAAAAAGGAGAAACUGUAUGCGAAAUUUUCCAAAUGCGAAUUUUGGCUUCGCGAAGUUCAAUUUCUCGGACAUGUAGUCAACGAGAAAGGCAUACAUGCUGAUCCAUCGAAAAUUGAGGCCAUAAAGAAUUGGAGUGCACCAAAGACACCGACUGAAAUACGUCAAUUCCAAGGAUUGGCCGGUUAUUAUCAAAGAUUCAUUGAGAAUUUUUCGAAGAUUGUUCAAUCACUCACUUCUCUCACUCAAAAGGAUAAGAAAUUUGAAUGGGGAGAAAAACAAGAAGGAGCUUUUCAACUGCUUAAAGACAAACUCUGUAAUGCACCUAUUCUGUCACUCCCAGACGGUACAGAUGAUUUCGUAGUCUAUUGUGACGCCUCACGACAAGGGUUAGGAUGCGUGUUGAUGCAAAGGGAAAAAGUUAUUGCAUACGCAUCGAGCCAACUAAAGAUACACGAAAGGAACUAUACCACACAUGACCUAGAGUUAGGUGCAGUGGUAUUUGCACUAAAAAUUUGGCGUCAUUACCUUUAUGGUACUGAUACGUGGUCGAAAACCGGUGAUCGUAAUUGCUUAAUUUGA